Sphaerodactylus townsendi is the source of this 1087-nucleotide messenger RNA. It is a transcript of the gene ARAP1, whose product is annotated as ArfGAP with RhoGAP domain, ankyrin repeat and PH domain 1. The transcript is spliced from 4 exons. Bases 119 to 454 code for a protein of 111 amino acids. Lineage: Eukaryota; Metazoa; Chordata; Lepidosauria; Squamata; Sphaerodactylidae. The record is from RefSeq and is a predicted model, not a curated record.
AUAAGAGUCCACCACUAAUGUGGAGGAGAGGGGAAUCAAACUCAGUUCUCCAAAUUAGAGUUUGCCGCUAUGCUACGUUGGCUUUCGAGAGCUUUCAAAAGUCAAAGCGCCCUUUAUUAUGCACCAGUUAUGGGGGGUGGAAUUGGUGUUUUGUCAAAUUGGGGGUGAUGUACUGUUCGGGCUGCUUUCCGACCCUCUCGCUUUCUCCGGCAGGUACCUGUGCUGCGACACACAGCAAGAACAGCGGGAGUGGUUUGCAACAUUCCUGUCUGUGCAGCAUGGUGCCAACAAUCUGUGGCCGUCGGACACCCGCAAAGUGCGAGCCUCCCGCGUCCAGCAGGACUCCCGGCUGGGCAACAUCUCCCUGAUCCCUCUACGAGGCAACGAAAAUGAGAUGAGGAACAGCGUCGCAGCCUUCACCACCGACCCUCUGACACUACUCCGAGACCUGUGAAGCCGGAAGACCGACGUGCCAGGUCUGUUGGCAAGCAGAAGAAUUCCAGACAAUCCCUUGGCGUUUUCCUGGCUGGACCAGUUUUUUUUUGUGGGGGGGGGGGGGGGGGGGGGGGGGGCAGAAAUCACGGGCAGCGGUUUUUGGGUUGCCUGUCUCGCCGAAAGGCCAAGCAGACACCAAUUGGAACAAUCCAGGAAAUGGGAAGAAGGUGUUGAAGAGCUUCCUGGGUCAGCUUUGGAAUAAAGCCGUGACCUGAAUUUCCCGGGGAAGGGGGUGUCUGAAGAAAAACCAAGGUCUGGAAAGCGAGACCCCCUAUCCAUCGCCAUAAGUUGGUUCGACCUCCGACCUGCCACCUUCACCCCCUCUCUGUCCCGGACAUUCUGUCUCUCUUGAAGGACCUCUGAUGGAAACUGGAGAGACCUUCUUGCUGAGAGGUGGACGUGGACUGCGAAACGCUGCUGGAGCGUUGCUUGGUUUUAUCCAUCUUUGUUUUAAACUAACACCUGGGCCAAGAAGACAGGAAGCAACGUCAGGGGAGAGGUUGGGCCCUGUUGUUGGACCUCCAGAGAAGCUGGUUGGCCACUGUGUGAGGCAGGAUGCUGGACUAGAUGGACCUUCUCUGGUCUGACCCAG